AUGACCAGCCAUGCCCAAGCCGGGCGUGCCGACGUUGGCCGCCGCAGCUCACGGAUCUCUCGGGCGUCUCUGAGCGGAGACUGGAACAACCUGGACGAAUAUGGCAAGCUCGUCAAGUAUGUGUCGACCUUCCACGAUCCGAAUGCACUCGAUCAGGAGCUCGGUGAAGUAGCAGAGAAACGAGUCUGGUACGCCCCCUGGAUGAAGCGUAAAGUGCGCGUCAAGAGGGUCAAAGAUGAAAUCGGCAAAUUCCCUGACGACUGGACCAUGACCGAUGUCCGAGAGGGCCUCUCUAGCAGUGAAGUUCCAGUGCGCCGUCGUCGUGCUGGGUGGAAUGAGUUGACUUCCGAGAAGGAAAAUCCCAUUGCUAAGAUCCUUUCCUACUUCCAGGGUCCAAUUCUCUAUGUCAUGGAACUGGCUGUUUUGCUUGCCGCAGGUCUAGAGGACUGGGUUGACUUCGGUGUCAUUAUUGGUAUCCUUUGCCUGAACGCCGCAGUGGGUUGGUACCAAGAGAAGCAGGCUGCCGAUGUGGUUGCCAGUCUCAAAGGUGACAUUGCCCUGCGCGCUCAGGUUAUCCGGGACGGCACUCAACAGGAAUGCCUUGCUCGGGAGUUGGUACCAGGGGAUGUAGUUAUCGUUGGCGAAGGUCAAGUUGUGCCCGCCGAUUGCAGAGUUAUCUGUGACGUCAAGGAUGAACACGGCUGGGAAGAGUUCAACGAGCUCCAAGAGCAGGGCAUGCUUGGCGCAGGGUCGGAGUCAGAUGAGGAGGAAGAUCCAUCCAAGAACAAGGGCGAAGGCGAAGGCGACGGCAAGGCUAAGGCGGAGGACGAACAUCAGGCGCAGAAAGCUCGUAGACGUGGCUACCCCAUCUUGGCGUGUGACCACUCUGCCAUCACGGGCGAGUCGCUUGCCGUGGAUCGUUAUAUGGGUGAUAUGAUUUUCUAUACCACUGGCUGCAAGCGUGGCAAGGCUUUUGCUGUUGUUCAAACGGGUGCAAGGACUUCUUUUGUCGGCCGCACGGCCACCAUGGUUCAGUCUGCCAAAGGCGCCGGGCACUUCGAACUCGUCAUGGAUAACAUCGGAACAUCUCUCUUGAUUCUGGUCAUGGCCUGGAUUCUUGCUGCAUGGAUCGGUGGAUUCUUCCGUCAUAUCCCUAUUGCCUCGCCUCAUCAGCAGACUUUGCUUCACUACACUCUGUCUUUGUUAAUCAUCGGCGUACCUGUCGGUCUUCCUGUUGUGACCACCACCACUAUGGCUGUUGGUGCUGCCUAUCUGGCGAAAAAGAAAGCAAUAGUGCAAAAGCUGACGGCGAUUGAAUCCCUGGCGGGCGUCGACAUCUUAUGUUCCGAUAAAACUGGUACACUGACCGCGAACAAAUUGAGCAUCCGCGACCCUUACGUUGCGGAAGGCGUCGAUGUCGACUGGAUGUUUGCUGUUGCUGCACUCGCGUCCUCACACAAUAUUGAAUCUCUGGAUCCAAUUGAUAAGGUCACAAUCUUGACGCUCAGGCAAUAUCCACGAGCAAGGGAGAUUUUGCGUCGAGGAUGGGUAACUGAAAAGUUCACACCCUUUGACCCAGUGUCUAAACGCAUUGUUACUGUCGCAACUUGUGAUGGCAUUCGAUACACAUGCACGAAGGGAGCCCCGAAAGCCGUACUUCAGUUGACAAACUGUUCCAAGGAAACUGCUGAUUUGUACAAGGCCAAAGCACAAGAAUUUGCGCAUCGCGGGUUCCGCUCCCUCGGUGUGGCCGUUCAAAAGGAAGGCGAAGAGUGGGCUUUACUCGGAAUGCUGCCUAUGUUUGAUCCUCCCCGAGAGGACACCGCUCAAACAAUUAGCGAAGCACAGGCCCUCGGUAUUAGCGUGAAAAUGCUGACCGGCGAUGCGAUUGCGAUCGCAAAGGAAACCUGUAAGAUGCUGGCUCUAGGCACUAAGGUGUAUAACUCGGAUAAGUUGAUUCAUGGUGGUUUAAGUGGCGCCAUGGCUAGCGAUCUUGUCGAAAAGGCCGACGGCUUUGCCGAGGUCUUUCCUGAACACAAAUACCAAGUGGUGCAGAUGCUGCAAGAACGGGGCCACUUAACUGCGAUGACUGGAGACGGCGUGAAUGACGCGCCAUCGCUUAAGAAGGCGGAUUGCGGUAUUGCCGUCGAGGGGGCUUCUGAAGCUGCACAGUCUGCAUCAGACAUUGUGUUCCUGGAGCCCGGACUUUCGACGAUUAUUGACUCGAUAAAAGUCGCACGCCAAAUCUUCCACCGCAUGAAGUCUUACAUCCAAUACCGCAUCGCACUCUGCUUGCACCUUGAGAUUUACCUAGUGACCUCGAUGAUCAUUCUGAAUGAGAGCAUCCGUGUCGAGCUGAUCGUCUUCUUGGCAUUGUUUGCUGAUCUGGCCACAGUUGCGGUGGCUUAUGAUAAUGCAUCAUUUGAGCUGAGGCCUGUCGAAUGGCAGCUUCCAAAGAUUUGGUUCAUCUCCUGCCUGUUGGGCGUGCUACUCGCACUGGGCACGUGGAUCGUCCGCGGUACAAUGUUCUUGAAAUCUGGCGGUAUCAUUCAAAAUUGGGGAUCUAUCCAAGAAGUCCUCUUUUUGGAAGUGGCGCUCACCGAAAAUUGGCUUAUCUUCGUCACUCGCGGCAUUGACACUUGGCCAUCCAUCCACCUAGUGACAGCCAUUCUCGGCGUGGAUAUUCUGGCUACCAUUUUCUGUUUGUUUGGUUGGUUCACCAACGAAAACAUGAGGACCAGACCGCAAAGCCACUUUGUUGAGACUAGGAACGGCUGGACUGACAUUGUCACUGUUGUGCGCAUCUGGGGCUAUUCGAUUGGUGUGGAGAUUGUCAUCGCUUUAGUGUACUUCAUCUUGAACAAAAUCAAGUGGCUUGAUAAUCUGGGUCGUGCCCAGCGGGAUAGGGGUGAGGUUCGGAUUGAGAAUCUCCUUGCUCACUUGUCACGUGUUACGGUUGAGUAUGAAGAAGCAGGUAUGCAAAAGGGCCGGUUCAGCUUGGCUGCAACCAAAGAAGAAGAGGAGGCUGAGUGA
Molecule: messenger RNA, 3033 nt
Organism: Penicillium bovifimosum
Lineage: Eukaryota; Fungi; Ascomycota; Eurotiomycetes; Eurotiales; Aspergillaceae
Product: putative plasma membrane H(+)ATPase
Exons: 4
Coding region: 1-3033 (1010 amino acids)
Biological process (GO): regulation of intracellular pH; proton export across plasma membrane
Cellular component (GO): plasma membrane
Molecular function (GO): ATP binding; ATP hydrolysis activity; P-type proton-exporting transporter activity
Source: RefSeq, a predicted model, not a curated record